This is a messenger RNA of Cuscuta epithymum, 2613 nucleotides long. Lineage: Eukaryota; Viridiplantae; Streptophyta; Magnoliopsida; Solanales; Convolvulaceae. The record is from the annotation of a GenBank genome assembly.
GAAUCAAUGAUCACCAUCGCCAUUCCAAUCAUGACACUGUUGCUUUUGACCAAACUGCAUUCAUUGCGGGCGCCUGCUAUUAAGAAUUUGGUGCCCGGUGAGAUCAUCCGUGACGGCACAAGGGAUAGUUCAUCAAACGGACGUAUGCAGUGUCCAGUGAACUGGCAUCGUUGAAAAACAAACGCCCCCAAAAUAGAGUCCAAUACCUCAACUUCCUCAAGUCCCAAGCAACUACCGCAGUCUGGCGACGGGCAUCGUUGAUCGGCCAUUCCGAACAAUCGCGAUUCGUCCCAACCCCCAAUCUCCGAUCGUCCGGUCGUCUCCCGUCGCACCACGCACGGCCGCACCUGCUGGUCUGCAGCUCUGCUCUUUGCCUGCAUCCCUUCGCCAGUCCGCCACUCUUCUUCUCUUCAAAUUUCAGGUACAGUAAAUUCAACCAGUGUGUACUGUGUGUUUAUCAGUUUAUGCCGUUUAUGGUCAUAUGGAAGGUAUGCAUGACUGGCCUUUUCCGACUUGGAUGAUAUUAGUAUGAGCAGUAGUAUAGGCUGCGCAGCUGGAGCUAUCGAGACUUUUUUGCCUGAACCCUCGCCGAUGGACGUAAACGCCCUCAAGCUCUUAUCAGAAACUCUAGAAUCAAUAUUUGAGACCUCUUCUUUCCCAGACUUUGACUUCUUCGCUGACGCAAAGCUGGUGGCAGUAGGCGGGAAGGAAAUUCCAGUGCACAGGUGUAUAUUAUCUGCAAGAAGUCCGUUCUUUAGGAAUCUAUUUUGUGGGAAAGAUAAAAGUGUGAAACUGGUUUUGAAAGAGUUGAUGAAGGAGUAUGAGGUGAGCUAUGAUGCAGUGGUGACUGUUUUGGCUUACCUUUAUUGUGGAAAAGUUAGAGCUUCACCAAAGGAUGUAUGCAUUUGUGUUGACAUUGAGUGCUCACAUGAAGCUUGUAGGCCGGCCUUGGAGUUCAUGGUGGAGCUUUUAUAUGCUUCCUUUACAUUCGAGAUAUCAGAACUGGUUGCAAAGUUUCAGACUGGCUAAGUUUGUGAGGCAAGGAUGCAGCCCCAAAACUAUAGAGAUUGGCAGAAGGUGUCUUGAGGCCAUGGACUCCCCAGGACUGCCACACCGACAUGUGCCCCUUUUUGGUGUAGCAACGGGCCUAAGAUGGUAACCCACAAGUUCAUUGUUGAGGACCCACAGACUGCUACAUCUUGAAGGCAGCUUUUAGAUAUUCUAAAAAAGGCUGCUGCAGAUGAUGUAUUGAUGGUUUUUUCAGUUGCAAACACGUGUGGUAUAAGGUGUGAGGCAUUAAUGUCCAGUUGCAUGGAUAUUAUUGUCAAAUCAGAUAUAGAUACAAUCACCCUUGAAAAAGCACUGCCUUGUCAAAUUGUGAAACAAAUUACUGAUUCCCGUACAAAGCUUGGUUUGCAAGUGCCAGGAAGCAACAGGUUUCAUGAUAAACACGUGAAGAGAAUAUACAGAGCUCUGGACUCAGAUGAUGUUGAAUUGGUCAGGAUGCUAUUAAAAGAAGGACAUACUAAUUUAGACGAUGCAUAUGCUCUCCACUAUGCUGUAGCUUAUUGUGAUGCAAAGACUACAUCAGAGUUACUUGAUCUAUCAAUUGCAGAUGUGAACCAUCGAAACUUGAGGGGAUACACAGUGUUGCAUGUUGCUGCAAUAAGAAAAGAUCCUAAAAUUGUAGUGUCCCUUUUGACAAAGGGAGCUAGACCUUCUGAUUUGACAUCAGAUGGAAGGAAAGCGCUUCAAAUUGCAAAGAGGCUCACUCGUGCCAUGGAUUAUAAAAAACCUGUAGAGCAAGGAAAAACUACCCCAAAGAAUCGGUUGUGUAUAGAGAUUUUGGAGCAAGCAGAAAGAAGGGAUCCACUACUAGGAGAAGCUUCUGAAUCUCUUGCUAUGGCUGGUGAUGAUCUGAGAAUGAAAUUGUUGUACCUUGAAAAUAGAGGGUUCUUUUGAUCAGUUGGGCUGGCUAAGCUUCUCUUCCCAAUAGAAGCUAAGGUUGCAAUGGAUAUUGCCCAAGUUGAUGGUACGUCAGAGUUCCCUCUAUCUUGCAUCAACAAGAAUAUGGCUGAUGCGUCAAGGAGAAUGACUGUGGAUUUGAACGAUGUGCCUUUCAAACUCAAAGAGGAGCAUCUGAAUCGGAUGAGGACACUUUCCAAAACAGUGGAACUAGGAAAACGCUUUUUCCCGCGCUGCUAUGGGAUUCUCAAUAAAAUCAUGGACAAUGAUGAUUUAUCAGAGAUAGCUUGCGUUGGGAAUGAGACUCCAGAAGAGCAUCAAUCAAAGAGGCAAAGGUAUAUGGUACUUCAAGAAAUUCUGAGCAAAGCUUUCACAGAAGAUAAAGAAGAGUUUGAUAGGGCUAAUGCUUCCUCAUCCUCUUCCUCAACUUCUCUGGCUGCUGCAAAUCCUGAGGGGAAGCUCCCCUUUAAGAAGCCAGGUUGGUAAAUAGUAUGGUAGGUAUCAGCAGAGAGAGAGCAUUUUGUCAUUAGUUGGUCUGUAAAUACUCACCACAAGUACUAAAUCACUUUUUAUUUUCUAUUUUCACUAAUCAUAUAUACAGAAUAAUAAUAUAAUGAGUUCUGCAUCCAUUCUCUGUUCCUAACUGUU